AUGGCCUCGACGUCCAUCCUCAUCGUCGACCAGCGCGAGGCAACGCAGCGCACGCUCAAGCUGACUUGCAAGACCACUCUGACCGCAGCGAAACUCAAACGCACCUACGGCAAGCACACCGGCGAGGACCCAUGCCUGUUCGUGCUCACGCGACCGAACGGUCGGCGCCUGGAGCCCGACGAGCAUCUCCCGAAAUCGGUCUUCGUCGUCGCAGCGGAGCCGUCCGCCGCAAAGCCGUCCGCCGCAAAGCCGACCGCCGCGAAGCCGGAGGCCGCGGAGCCGGCCGCCGCGGCCGCUCCCGCCGAGGACGACCGCGCGUGCCGCUACUGCUUCGAGAGCCACGAGCCGCUGAUCUCGCCCUGCGAAUGCCGCGGCGACCAGCGCUACGUGCACCCCGAGUGCCUCCGCCAGUACCAGCGCGUCCUGCUCGUCAACGAGCCGGUCCACCCGCAGCUCUACGCCGCCGAGCACGACCCGCGGACGACGAUCUGCGGCGUCUGCAGAUCGCCGUAUUCCGUCGCGCCGCCGAGUCGCCGCGAGCUGGCGGAGUCGUUCACGGGCCCGGAGCUCGCGGAGCAGCUCCGCGUCGGCUCCGUCCUCGCGGUCCGCCCGCGGCACUCCGCGCACCUCGAGGCGAUCGGCGGCGCCGCGGCCUUCGUCCGCUCGCUCUACCUCAUUACGAACGUGGAGAAGGACGACGGCUCGCUGACCUUGGAGCUCCGGACCAACUCGGAAGCGGAGGCCCUGCGCAAGCGCCUCGACGCCGCGGGCGACGCCGUCCUCGACAACGGGCGGCGUUUCACGCUCGCGGAGAUCCGGCGAGGAAGCGGCGUCGUCGCGGGCCGCGACUGCCUCUGGGCGCUACGUACCCUCGAGGCGCCCGCGGUCGCGGUCCUGCGCGCCGCCGAGGACCGCACGGGGCCCGGCGGCGAGGACCACCUCGCGGCCGUGAAUCUCAACGCGCGCAUCGUCCGGCGGACGGCUCGUCGCGGCGUCGAGCUGCGGCACCGCGUCGGCGGCGUCGUCGAUCCCCAUCGCGUGACGUGUUUUCUCGUGCCCGGCGACGCCGAGACGACGCACGGGCACACGGUGCUCUUCUGCGGCGCGUCGGAGCAGGUCGCGACGUCGGCGGCGGCGCUCGCGGAGGCCUCGCGACGGGAGGCGGAGGCGGAGGCGCGCGCCGUCGACCUCGCGGCGCAGCGGGCGACGACGGUCCGCGGCGGCGUGGUCCGGGGCCAGGCCGUGCGCGUCGUCGGGCUUCGCGACUACGAGGGCGAGGUCGGCGUGGCCUGCGGCUUCGCCGACGGCCGCUGGCGCGUCCGCUUCCGCGACGGGUCGCUCAAGGCCGCGCGGCCGGAGCACGUCGAGCCCCGGGAGGAAGGGCCGUUCUCCGGUCGCGUCGACGUGUACUGGGGCGACUCGCGCUGGAGCCGCGCGCAGCUUCUCGGCGAGAUCGGCCGCGGCCACUGGGGCGUGGCCGCGUGCUGCGUCGCCGACGUCGUCGACGACGACCGUUACGAAACCGCCGCCGCGCGCGCCGUCUUCGCGGCGAGGUCCGCGAUGACGGAUCCGGCGCUUAGGUAA
Messenger RNA from Aureococcus anophagefferens, 1584 nucleotides. RefSeq lists its product as hypothetical. The record is from RefSeq and is a predicted model, not a curated record. The transcript has a single exon. NCBI's taxonomy places the organism in Eukaryota, Pelagophyceae, Pelagomonadales, Pelagomonadaceae. Gene Ontology annotation, molecular function: zinc ion binding. The coding region runs from base 1 to 1584 and encodes 527 amino acids.